This is a messenger RNA of Centruroides sculpturatus (bark scorpion), 1104 nucleotides long. RefSeq names its product nicotinamide N-methyltransferase-like. Gene Ontology annotation, cellular component: cytosol. The transcript is spliced from 4 exons. Lineage: Eukaryota; Metazoa; Arthropoda; Arachnida; Scorpiones; Buthidae. The record is from RefSeq and is a predicted model, not a curated record. Gene Ontology annotation, molecular function: N-methyltransferase activity. The coding region runs from base 179 to 964 and encodes 261 amino acids.
UAAAUUAUUCUUGAACUUUCAUUUUGAGUGGAAAUUAUACAAUAUUACUUGAAUAAUAUUAUAUAUUUUAAUAUAUUGAUUACAAAUUCAAUCUAGAAAACUUUGUUAACAAGUCCUGUCGAGUUUCGAAGUUACUCUUUAAUUUCGAAUUGUCUGAGUACAUUAUCAAAAUACAGUAAUGGAAAAUGUCUCUGAGGAUAAAUAUGCUUUCUCCAAAGUUUACGAAGAUCGAAAUUUCGCCGUCAAUUAUCGAAGUAAUGCGCUCAACAAAAUGGAAGAAACAGAAGAAUUUAUUUCAUUUUGCCUGCAUAAAAUAUUUCGUGAUGAAAUCUUUCAAAAUAAGACACUUCUUGAAGUAGGAUGUGGUCCAAUUGUUCACAGAAUAGCAGCAGCAAGUAAAUACUUCUCUGAAAUUAUUUUAUCUGAUUAUUCUAAGCAUAAUCGUGAAGCUAUUCGACAAUGGAUAAAAAACGAAUCAUCAUCAAAAGAUUGGGAUACUUUGAUGCGAAUGGAGGCAUUACUUGAGGGAUUUGGAAACGUAGAGGAAGGUAUAAAUGAAAUUAAAUUUCGUUUGAGACAGAAAAUAAAACAAGUAAUUCCUUGUGAUAUCUUAAAAAAAGAAAUCAUUCCCUCAGGCGUAGGAAAGUUUGAUGUGCUGUUCACAUCAUUUUGCUUAGAGGGGGCCUGCACCACAUUAGAGGAUUUUAAAUCUGCUGUUAAAAAUUUCAACAAUUACAUCCUGCCAAAUGGAGAAUUAGUAAUGGUGACGAUAUUGGAUAGCCCCUAUUAUUACGUAGGAAAUAAUAAACUUACAACUCUCUCAGUAAGUCUAGAGUUUGUAAAUGAAGCAUUGAAGGAAGCGGGAUUCAUUAUAAAGCAUUGUUAUCUUACAGAAAAUAACAAACAGGUACGAAUUUGUAAUUUCAGCGGUAUAUUAAUAUUAUCUGCUAUUAAAUCAAUUUAAUUGGGCUGUAGUUUGAAAAUAGUUGUAUAUUUAUAAAUCCCCGAUGUCGUCCGUCUGUUUGACUGUCCUUUUGUAAUCUCGAGAACGGGUUAAGGCAUGUGAAAGUCGUGACAAAAUAUGAAAAAGUUAGUGGCUUGUUU